Messenger RNA from Nematocida minor, 759 nucleotides. RefSeq names its product large subunit ribosomal protein L8e. Gene Ontology annotation, biological process: cytoplasmic translation. NCBI's taxonomy places the organism in Eukaryota, Fungi, Microsporidia. Gene Ontology annotation, molecular function: structural constituent of ribosome; RNA binding. Gene Ontology annotation, cellular component: cytosolic large ribosomal subunit; ribosome. The transcript has a single exon. The coding region runs from base 1 to 759 and encodes 252 amino acids. The record is from RefSeq and is a predicted model, not a curated record.
AUGUCCAAAGUAUUAAGAAAGCAGAGACUCAUCAGGGCUCACAAUAGACCUAAUAAAAUGUACAAAAAAGGAGCAACAAAAUUCCCUAAGUGCACUUCAGAAGUAAGAGAAGGAGUCAUCGCAGAAAUAGUCCAUGAGCAAGGAAGAAACGCACCCCUGGCCAUGGUCACCAUGACAAACGAGGACAAGACAGUAAAGAAAGAAACUGUUGUGCUGGUGGCACUGGAAGGCAUGUACACUGGAAAAACCAUCUACUUCGGAGAGAAGACCUCUCUGGAGCUAGGAAACACAAUGAAGCUGAAGAACAUCCCAGACGGAACCGUUGUGUGCUCCGUGGAGAGAGUCGUUGGAGACGGCGGCAGCAUUGCAAAGACAAGCGGAUCAUAUGCUACAGUUGUGGGAUACAAUGCAGACAAAAACGAGACAAGAAUCAAGCUGCCGUCCGGAGUUAAGAAGCCAGUGAGCGGAGAAUGCAGAGCCAUGAUCGGAAUAAUCGCAUCCGGCGGUGUGCACGAGAAGCCUCUGUUGAAGGCAGGAAGAGCGUACUAUAAACAUAAAGCAAGAGGCAAGCUCGGCGCAUGGCCCAGAGUGAGAGGAGUGGCUAUGAACCCUGUGGACCACUUGCACGGAGGAGGUAACCACCAGCACAUUGGAAAGUCUUCUUGUGUCGCAAGAAACGCUCCAUCAGGACAGAAGGUUGGUCAGAUUGCAGCCAAGAGAACGGGAACAGGAAGAGCAAAGACAAAGAGAUUCGAAUAA